AUGGAUAGGAUCAGUAAUCUAACGGAUGACUUGCUCUUGAAGAUUGUUUCAUCACUUCCUACCAAAGAUGUAGUGGCCACGAUGAUCUUGUCGAAAAGAUGGAGGUUUCUUUGGACGAUGCUUCCGAAACUUGAUUUUGAUUAUGAUUAUGAUUAUGAUUCGGAUUCAAAACUCAAGCGUUCCGAAUAUGAGAGAUUUGUCAAGUAUGUGGACAGAUCAUUGGUAUUUAAUAGAGCUCCGGUUCUAGAAACUUUGAAGUUCAGAGUUGGUCCUUUUUACACCUCUGAAGAUUUGGCAACAUGGAUGAGAAUUGGAAUGGUUCGCCAAGUGCGUGAAAUUGAAAUUUCUGCCUGCGCAGAUAAUCGUAGCAUAGUCGAAUUACCCAAGAGUCUUUAUACUUGUAAGAAGCUCGAGGUCUUGAAACUCGCUUACGUGGAUGUUGAUGAUGUCCCUGACGAUUUUUGUUUUCCAUCCUUGAAAUCAUUACACCUUGUGUGUGCAACGAUAGGAACAGAAACAGAAGAGACUUACUGUAAGCUUUUCUCAAGCUGUCCUGUUCUGGAGGAGUUGGUGUUGGACAUAAUGGCAUCCUUCCGUGUUGAAAUCCCUACCUUACAAAGAUUAUCCAUACGUGAUACAUGUAAUCCACCAAACGAUGGCGACGAUGAUCGUAAGGUUGUGAUCAUUGUCCCGUCUUUGAAGUUCUUGAACUUUGUUGUUACUUGUGAUAACUUGUGUUUGUUCGAGAAUAUGCCUGAGGUGGUUGAGGCAAAUGUUAAAGUUGUUUUCGAAAAUCCCGACAAGUUGCUUGAAUGUCUUCCAUCAGUCAAGCGCCUCUGCUUAUGUUUAUCCGCUUCAAUGCUCCAUCACCGCAUUGGAUUUGAUCAUCUUGUUGAUUUGGAGCUAUGCGUAAGUGCCUCUGGGUGGUGGGAUCUUCUUACUUGGAUGCUCCAAAGCUCUCCUAAACUACAAGUUCUCAAGCUCUGCCCGUGCAAGGAAUACCUUUGUACCAUUCAUUCCUUUAAAUCCAAUAAAGGUCGUUGGAGAGGACCAACUUCAGUUCCUGAAUGCUUGAUGUUCCAUCUACAUACUUUCAAGUGGAUAGAUUACAAUCAAAACGACAAAGAGAAGAAUAUAGCUGCCUACAUCUUGAAGAAUGCGAGACAGCUAAAGACUGCGGGUUUCUCGUGGAGAUGGUGUUCUAAAGAAGAGAAAUCUCUGAAAAUCAAUGAGUUGGUUUCUCUGCCUAGAGCUUCAAGCUCGUGCCAGCUUAUAUUGGAUUGA
Messenger RNA from Microthlaspi erraticum, 1284 nucleotides. The record is from the annotation of a GenBank genome assembly. Lineage: Eukaryota; Viridiplantae; Streptophyta; Magnoliopsida; Brassicales; Brassicaceae.